UCUUUCCCUUGAGUUUUCCUCUUUUAGAACUUUGCUUUAUGACAUCAUCAUCUUCAUCAUCAUCAUCAUCAAUUCCAUCAUCAGCAUUCAGUUCUCAGUGACGCACCGUCAGAGACAGUCGUGUUUGCUCGUUGUUCGAUAGUUUUUCAACUUAUCGUCUACGUGUUAUUUAGCAUUAUGGGAGAUUCUUUUGCACACAAGAGCUACUCUCCAGCUCUGGUUAAAGAUUCAGAGACUUAUAUUAGCAUGGAACAACCGCAUUUGUCAGAGAAUCGUGGUUUAGUUUCAGCAACCAAACGGAAAGCUGUUUCAGACCCUGGACCUCCCACAAAAAGGUUUAAGGUUUCUGAUGAAGGCAGACUCGCUGAAAACAACCAGAACAUUAUAGGAAUUGACAAAUUCACAAAGAAAUCCAUUUCCUUUGAUGGUGAGGGAUCUGAAAAUCCAGACAAGGAAUGCAGAUAUUUGGUUCCUGAGAAAGGAUCGUCCUCUGCCAAAAGGAAAGCUGUUUUUCAUCACGAACCUCCCACAAAACGGUCUAGGGUUUCAGAUGAAGGCAGUGUCUCCAGAGAUAACCUGGAUGAGACAAUCAGAGUCUCAAAGAGGCCACGCUCCCCAGAUGGUGAGGGAUCUGGAAGUCCAGCAAAGAGACUCAGACUGUCUGAUUCUGAGAGUCCCUCGCUUUCAGCCAAAGAUCAGUUCGAGGCAAAAUACAAGCAAAAAGAUCAGCUCGGAAAGGGCGGCUGUGGAUCUGUUUAUGGUGGCUACCGCAGGGCAGACAAUUUACCUGUGGCAAUCAAACAUAUACCAAAGGAAAAUGUAGUCUGGACAGAUACGGACGAGAACGGCCAGCAGCUCACCAUUGAGGUAGCCGCCAUGCUAAAACUCCAGACAGAAUCAGCUGAUUCGGUGGGGAAGUCAGCCCCAAUUUCCCUCCUGGACUGGUAUGACUUCGACCAGGAACAAAUUCUAGUGUUGGAGAGACCGGUGCCUGCAGUGGACCUCUCACAGUUUAUUGAAAAUAACAAAGAGCCCCUACAGGAGAAUCAGGCUAAAACUAUUAUAAAACAGCUGGUUGAUGCCGUCAAACAUCUGGAGGACACCAACAUCUUCCACAGAGACAUUAAACCAACAAAUAUUCUGAUUGAAACAGGAUCAGAAAUCCCGCGACUGCGACUGAUUGACUUUGGACUGAGUUGUUUCACCAACACAGAAUAUGAAGACGGCUGGUUCUACGGCACAGCGAAACACGCCCCUCCUGAGUAUAUUUCUGAAUGCAUUUAUGAGGCAGGACCAGCAACCGUGUGGCAGGUGGGAGUUGUUCUCUAUGAAAUGCUCCACGAAAGUUUGUUUGACUCAAGAAAGUUACUCGACAACGAACUCAGAAUCAGGACGGAUCUCUCUACAGACUGUAAGAGAUUCCUAAAGAGCUGUUUCUGUUUGAGCCCAGGGUGGCGUCCCACCUUAAAGGAGCUCCAGUGUCACCCUUGGCUUUUGUAA
This is a messenger RNA of Nothobranchius furzeri (turquoise killifish), 1500 nucleotides long. NCBI's taxonomy places the organism in Eukaryota, Metazoa, Chordata, Actinopteri, Cyprinodontiformes, Nothobranchiidae. The record is from RefSeq and is a predicted model, not a curated record.